UAGAGUUUAUGCCUGCAGGCGGUCACUCAAACUCGCGCCAUACCAGUCACUCUCUUCUAAGCUUCAGAAGCCAUGAAAGCACCAAGCUUAUGCUAAUCUAAUCAGGACCACAAUGCUCAGAUAACUUCCCCAAUUGCCUGAAAUCACACCCCCAACCCCAGAAAAAUGAGAUAUUUACGGUUCAUUUCCCCACAUUUUUCGCGUAUUCCCAAAACCCUAAACCCCCAAAGCCCUCCUCUAUCCUCUCUCCAAUCAAAGCCCCAGAUUAGCUCUCAUUUCGUGUGCAAUUACACUACCGCUGCACCCGAGCAACGGCCACCUCCGUCCGAGACGGUAUCGGCGAUCGCGGAUGAGAUAUCGGGCCUGACUUUGCUCGAAGUCUCGAACCUCACGGAGGUUUUGAGGGAGAAAUUGGGCAUAAAGGAGAUGCCGGUGAUGGCGAUGAUGAUGCCGGGGAUGGGAUUUGGCGGCUUGAAAGGGGCCGGCAAAGGUGGUCCGGCGGCGGCUAAAGGCGAGGAGAAGGUGGAGAAGACGGCUUUUGAUGUAAAGCUCGAUUCUUUUGAUGCUGCAGUAAAGAUCAAAGUGAUUAAGGAGGUGAGGACGUUUACGAGUUUGGGGCUGAAGGAGGCCAAGGACCUGGUGGAGAAGGCGCCUACGCUGUUGAAGAAGGGGGUUACGAAGGAGGAGGCGGAUUCGAUUGUUGCGAAGAUGAAGGAAGUUGGUGCCAAAGUUACUAUGGAGUGAGGGAGUGUUGCUUCCAAAGGGGUUCACUGAAUUAAAAGUCUGAGAGAAAUAUAUGCAUCAGUAUGGCCGCAUCAAUUCAGGAUGUUUGUAGAAAAAAUCCUGAUAGAAGUGUGGACCUCAUCUUGUCUGUUUCGUCUUGCAUUGAGAACAAAGAUCCUGUAAUUCAAGCUCUUGGUUUUCAAAGUCUUUGUGAAGCUGACUUAAUUGGUAAUCCUGUUGUCUAUUAACUUAUUUGGGAUCCUUAUG
Messenger RNA from Prunus mume (Japanese apricot), 990 nucleotides. The record is from RefSeq and is a predicted model, not a curated record. NCBI's taxonomy places the organism in Eukaryota, Viridiplantae, Streptophyta, Magnoliopsida, Rosales, Rosaceae.